This is a messenger RNA of Leguminivora glycinivorella, 8652 nucleotides long. RefSeq lists its product as uncharacterized. Gene Ontology annotation, molecular function: DNA-binding transcription factor activity, RNA polymerase II-specific; RNA polymerase II transcription regulatory region sequence-specific DNA binding. Gene Ontology annotation, cellular component: nucleus. Lineage: Eukaryota; Metazoa; Arthropoda; Insecta; Lepidoptera; Tortricidae. The transcript has 4 exons. Bases 368 to 7936 code for a protein of 2522 amino acids. The record is from RefSeq and is a predicted model, not a curated record. Gene Ontology annotation, biological process: regulation of transcription by RNA polymerase II.
GAUAAUUAUUAUUUUAUAAGAAAUAUAGCGUUUUACGUAUAAGUGAUUAGCGACUGAAAUAAUAAGACUUUUUCUUGAACUUUAUUACGCGAAAUGAUAAACGCUUCGGGUUAAGUAAAAUAGGCGGGUACUUUCUGCCUCUAGAUUUAGCUCUAGACGUUUCUACUUUUUAGGCUUCAUGUAGUAAAUAUUUAGUAAAAAUAUCACAUGAGCGUAAUUGACAAUGGUAAAUAGAUUUUUGUCAAGUUCAGACAAAAAAUGUCUCAAGAUGCAUCCUAAAUGAGGGAAAGGAUACCUGGAACUUUGGUCUUUGGGAAGUUGGACUUAGAAGAAUCUAAUUCUGUUUUGAUGACCGGGAGGAUUCAUUAUGAAUCUCGCUGACCCGGGAGAUCCAAUUUUUAAAAUGGCUGAUGAUUUUGACAAAGAAACACCGGAUUUAAUGGAGAAACAAGUUAUAAUGGAAAACGAGCUUGAGUUUUCAGUAACAGUAAUCAAGAAAGAAGUUCUUAACUUUUAUGACAGUGAAUUUGAAUCUACAACAAGUUCAGUUCAAGACAGAAAACCAUAUCUACAAGAGGAGAUUCCUGACAACAAAGUAUUUCAAGAUCAGUUUCUCAACUCCAAUAAAAUUAUACUUGGUUCUAAACCGAACAUAGUUUAUGAUGAUGGCGACCAUUUGGAAAAUUCUGUUCAAGAUUACCCGCCCCGCGUAAAUGAUGAGUUCUUUGAAAAGGAUCCAAACUUCAAUCCAGAUUCAAUAGAUGAAAAUUAUUUUGAAGAGUUGGUUACAUCCUACGAACCAAAAGUUGAGUUACUCGAUAUACAGUCUUAUUUACACAAAUCGAGAAGAUAUUGUGACACUUGUGGGAUUUUAUUCCCAGAACUUAAUGCUUUUGAGAAGCAUGUACAAGUAUUUCACAAAGAAACUGAUUUUAAUGAACAUCGAGUAUAUAAAUGCACAUUUUGUGACAAAAAAUGUGUUUCUUUGAAUGUGUUAAAGAAACACAUAAUAAAUAUGCAUACAUUUAAUAAUGGAAAGCUGCCAAAAGUAUCAAAACACAGACGUGUCUUUUAUAAACCCAUGCGCCAACAUAGAUGCACAAUAUGUUCCAAAAAAUUUGUUGCACCUCAUGUAUUAAAAAAGCAUCUUAUAAAUAUACAUAAAAUUAAUUAUGAGGAAGUCCCACAUCAAUCAAAUCCGAAUACCAAAACCAAUAUUGAUAGUCAAAUUGUAAACCAAGAAAAACCUUCCGGAUGGAGUAUUAAUUGUUUUCAUUGCAAAAAAACAUUUGAUACGCAGAAAUGUCUAAUUGAACAUUUGUACGACAUUCUACAGAUGAAAAGAAAAAAUACUGAGAUUGUUCCAGUGUUGAAGUCGAUUUUAUUUAAAUGUAAUAAAUGUGACAUUCAUUUUACUACAUCACAAUUUGCAGCAAAUCAUACUGAGCAUAUGGAAAUGCUAAUUAAUUGGAAGUGUACUAUCUGUAAUCGAAUUUUCAAAAAAGAAGAUGCCUUAAGUCAUGAAAGACAGCACUCAGUUUCGAACAACUUCGUAGUAUAUAAUAUGGAAAAUGUAGAUGUUACAAAAAUUUUAUACAAGUGUUCUAAAUGCGAGGUUCUCUUUGCCGAAAGUAGCUUUCUUUAUCAUUUCCGAGACUGUGGGUUAGAAGUUUCGAAAUUUAUUUACUGCAAAAUUUGUAACAUGUCUUUGGAUUACAAUUUAAAAACCUCUCACGAAUCUGACCAUAUGGAACCGAAUUAUCGAAAUCUUAUUAUAAAAAGUGAUGUAAUUUCUGAUAACCCCGUAAAGACAACCACAUAUAAAUAUCAAGCAAACAAUAACUCACAAAAAAUACAAAAUCCCUUUCGUGAGGUUAAAGUGGUUUUAGAAAAAAUUGAUUCAAAUAAAAUCAAUAAAUGUAAUGUUAUGUACAACAACAAUACGGCACCAAAAGAUAAUGCCUCAGGAUUAUAUUCAACGACUAAUACUACAGAAAGAGACAAAAAUAAGGAGCAUUUCCGUCAAAAGCGUCAUCUAACAUAUUACUAUUGCGGAACUUGUAAAUGCUUUGUAAGCAAACUAAAGAGGAAAAUACACUUAGAAGCACGCUGUAAAAAAAUGACUAAAGAGACUUGCGAGCGCUGUGGUCUUACAUUCACUACUGCAUCUAUGUUGACACACAGAAGCCUACACAAAGAAAGGAAAGACUUGACAUUGAAGAGUUUUAAAUUCUUUAACCUCUACGAUGGGCAAUCCAUAAAUCCUGCCAUGCCUGGAGUUGUAAAUACCAAACGGACUGCUGCGCUCGGAAGGCGCAAUAUGACAUAUUAUUAUUGUGAGACUUGUCAAUGCUUUUCGACUAAGUUCAGUAAAACCUAUAAAUUCCAUAAACGAAGGAUGUGUAAAAAAAUAACCAAAGCAACUUGUAAGCAUUGUGGUCUUACAUUUACAACUGCAUCUAUAAUGACACAUACACGUUUACACGAGGAAAGAAAAGGCUUGACAGUGAAGAAUUUUAAAUUGUUUAACCUGUACAAUGGCCAGCCCAUAGAUCCUCCGGUACCUGAAAGUAUAAUUUUAAAACAACUUGCGAAUAAUGGAGCUGAAACGGAACAUACAAAACGACCUGUGAAUAAUGGAGGCAUGAGUAAGAAGAUAAACUUAAAAUAUUACUUCUGUGAAACUUGUAAAUGCUCCGUAACGAAUUUUAAAAAAAAUGUCCACUUGGAGGCACGGUGCAAGGAUUUGAAUACGUCAAUUUGCAAAUACUGUGGUCUAACUUUUACAACAGGGUCUAUGACAACACAUAUGCGACUACACCAAGCAAUAAAAGGCUUAACAUUCAAAAGUUUUAAGUUCUUUAACCUUUUCAGUGGCUUGCGCAUAAGUCCUCCAAUACGUGAAGUAACAAAUUUAAAUCCACAUGUAGACACACUCACCGAUUUGGAGCCAAAUUCUUGUGAACAAACUAGUAAUAAACAACAAGAACUGCAGAUAGAUAACAAUGAAUCUAGAUUUUGUUUCACUACAGAAACUUCAGUAACUAAUCAGGAGAAGGUAGUUAUGUGCCGAAAGGCGAAUCUAACAUAUUACUACUGCGAGACUUGUAAAUGUUGCGUAAGGAAAACAAAGAGAAAUAUCCACUUAAAAGCACUCUGUAAAAGAUUUCCGAAAGUGACUUGUAAACACUGUGGCAUGUCGGUCACUGCUAAGUCUUUGACUGCACAUAUGCGUUUACACGAGGAAAAUAGUGACUUAUCAUUAAAGAAUUUUAAAAUCUUUAACCUAUACAAUGGCUUACGCAUGAGAUUGCCUGUACCUGAUAAUACGAGUAUAAAGGGUAAUAUGAAUAAUGCAGCUUCGGUUGAAAAAAACAAAGGAUCUGCGAAAAAUAAGAAAAACUGGAAAACAAGGCGUAAUUUUACAUACUAUUAUUGUGAAACUUGUAAAUGCUCCGUAACCAAAUUUAAAAAAGAUUUCCAUUUAGAAGCAAGGUGUAGUAAAAUUACUAAAAUUAUUUGUGAACUGUGUGGUCUAAUGUUCACUAAACAAUCUAUGAUUACACAUAGGCGCCUACACGAGGAAAAAAGUGACUUGUCGUUGAAGAAUCUGAAGUUCUUUAACCUUUAUAAUGGCAAACCAAUGGAUCCUCCUGUAUUGGAAGUUGCACAAAAAGCAAUUUGUUAUAAAGCUGAACUUGUUAAUGUAAAGCAACCAACAAACGUUACUGAAGCUAAAAAUCUAUGUGUAAUACAACACAAUAACGAUGAAGAUAAUCUUGAUAAUAUAAACCGACCUGUCAAUAUUGAAGGUACAUAUUUAUGUUCUCAACCAUCUAUAAAUAAUGAAACUGAUGUUGAAAAUAUAAACCGGAUUUCCAUCAAUCAAGCUCGAAAUGAAAAUGAUACGCAGUCUAUUAAUACUAUAGCUGAUGUUGAUAAUUUGAUAUGUCCUGUAAAUAAUGAAGCAAUAGUUUCAAAUACAAAAUAUAAAUACCUCUCUAACAUUCAAGCUACAGUCGAAAGUAUAAUAGGACUUGUAAACAGCAACGCUGAUGUUGAAUGCGUAACACAAUCUGCAAACAUUGAAGCUGAGAAUUUAAAUAUUUUACACCCCUCAAGCGAUCAUAUUGAAAUUGAAAAUGUAAAAAAGCUAGUGAAUAAUGAAACUGACAAUUUAAAAGGAUCUUUAAGCGUGGAAACUUCAUUUGAGAAUUUAAUAAGACCCAUUAAGAACUAUACCAAACUUGAAAAUCUUGUACACCUUACUAGUGAAGCCGAAGAUGUAAAUACAAAACUGCCUUUAAACUUUAAAGCUUCUUCGGAUAAUAAUGCUCAGUAUGAAAGUAUAGAUCUGCAUGAAGAAAAUGAAGUUGAAGCUUCUGGACGACCUACGAACGUUGGGUCAACAGUUGCAGAAAUAGAACGACCUGUAUCAUACGAUGACGAUAAUGAUAUGAGAGAUGAAACCGAGUAUAUAGAACUAACUGUAGACUUUGAACCUGAGGAUUUAAAAACUACACACCUCUCAAAUGUUCACAUUGAAGCUGACUUUGAAAAUUGUAUAAAACCCAUAAACAAUAAUAGCAGAGUUGAAAAUCUUGUACCUCUUACUAACAGUGAAGUCGAAGAUACAAACUUAGAAUUGCCAUCAAACUGGAAAGCUCCUUCUGAAAGUAAAGCCCAAGAUGAAAGUAUCAAUCAGUACGAAGAGAAUGAAGUUAAAGAUAUUGGAAGACCUACGAAAGUUGAGUCAUCGGUACCAGAAACAAAACGAUCUAUAAUAUACGAUGACGAUAAUAAUAUAAGUACAAAGUUAAGUCAGACAUACUACUAUUGUAAAACUUGCAAGUGCUUCGUAACCCAAUUUAGGAAAAAUACCCAUAUAAAAGCUCGUUGCAAGAAUUUAGCGAAAACGGCUUGCAAACACUGUGGUCUAACAUUCACGAACGGUUCUAUCAUGACCCAUUUACGUCUUCAUGAGAAAAUGGAAGACUUCACAUUAAAUCAUUUUAAAUUCGUCAAUUUAUUCAGUGGUCAACCGAUGAGUUCUCAUGACCAAGACAUCAAAGGUUUUAAACAGUCUGAAGACCCUGUAAUCACUAAUAAAACGCAACUUUCACCCAAUGAAUCUGAAGCUCUUCACUCAAAAAUACAUAGAGAGGCUGAUAAUUGGCGCACAAACAUAAAUAUGAUAUUAUACUAUUGUGAAACAUGUGAAUGCUUGGUAACCAAAUCUAGAAAAGGUUUUCAUUUAAAGGCACGUUGCAAGAACAUCGAUAAAGUGACUUGCGAAAGUUGUGGUUUAACGAUUACUAAAAACUCCAUAGAGACACAUAUAUGUCAACACAAAGAAAAUAAAGAUUUGACACUAAAUAAUUUUAAAAUUUAUAACCUGCAGAACGGGCAACCUAUGAAUUCUCGUAAACCGGAAGAACUAAAUAAGAAACUGAAUGUACCUGUUAAAGCGACUAAUGAAGCUGAAAUUAUGCAAACAAAGCAACCUUUGCGCAUUGAAGGCAAACGUCUAAAGCGUAACUUGAAAUAUUACUUUUGUGAAACUUGUAAAUGCUUCGUGUCCAUAUUUACGCAAAAGGUCCAUUUACAGGCUCAGUGCAACAGUUUGUCCAAAAUAACUUGCAAACUCUGUAGUCUAAGAUUUACCGCAGCAUCUAUGAAGACACACAAACGUUUACACAAGGAAAACAAAGACCUAUCAGUCAAUAAUUUUAAAUUAUAUGAUUUAUAUAGUGGGCGCCCAAUUGAUCUUCCUAUGCCUAAGUUGAAUAAUAGAAAGCAACUUGUAGACGAAUGCAAUCUAUCAAAUUACUUUUGUGUAACUUGUAAAUGCUUCGAAAUCCAGUCUAGAAAAAGUAGUCAUAUACAAGACAAUUGCAUAAACAUUACAGCAUUACCUUGCAAAUACUGUGGUCUUAAAUUUAGCAGCUCUUCUUUUGAAUUACAUAAUAGACUUCACGAGGAAAGAAAAAACUUAACAUUGAAAAAUUUCAAAUUCUUUGACUUGCACAAUGGCCAGCCUAGGAAUCCACCUUUGCCUGAUUAUCCAAAAUGUACCUCUUGUGCUGUACAUUUUCUAACUGUAACGGCUAAGAAUAACCAUAUAUGCAACGAUGUGUCAUCGUUAACGUGCCAUAUUUGCGAAAUAAAGUUAUCUGAAGCUGCUUUUAAAUUGCAUAUGAGCUUUCAUCAAUAUAUAACGGAUAAUACUAAGGUGAUGGAAUCCAAGAAUUCGCAAUCUACUGUUAGUGUUAUCACUAGCAAUUUAGAUCAAAUAACUGAUAAACAUGAAACUGAAAACAAUGAAGGUGACAGUUCUAAACAUGAAUGCCACCAAACAGAAUUACAUACCAACGAUGCGACAUUACUAAAUGCACCAGAUAGUAUGGAAUAUAUAGUAUAUACUUGUCGAAAUUGUUCAGUUUCUGUUGACACAUAUGAUAAAGCAGUAGAACACAGUCAGAGUCAUUACGAGUCUGAGGAAAAUGUGAUAAAUACAAUAGUUUGCAAUAUUUGUAAUUUAAACAUCGAUGAAGAAUGUUACAAAGCCCAUCAAACUGUGCAUGAAAAAGGAAUCCUGUUGAAAUUGUUACAUUUUGACAGUUAUUAUUUGCCUGCAGAUAAUAACUUGUGGAUAAAACACAUUUUUGAAAAGUGCUCAAGUGAAGAAAUCAUAAAUAUAUUGAGUACUUCUAUAUACAGGUUCGAGUGUAGAAUUAAGAUGGAUGUAAUACAACACGGAGAUCCUACUUUAACUGUUUAUAAAUGUAAUCAGUGUAACUGUUUCAUUGAGCCUAGUUCGUUGUUUAAGCAUUCAGAGAAUGCUUGUUUUAAGCUGAGAUAUCACCCCUGUACUAUAUGUAGUAUACCGUUUAAUUCGUCUGCAUCUCGAAUUGAACACGAAAAAAUUCACAACCGUCUUGAUAUUAGUAUGCAGUCAUACAGGAUAGUUGUUUUCAACCGGGAACGGGAUUUGGAAAUAAAUCGCUCAUUCUGUUUACGUAAAAAUCACGUCUUAUAUAAGUGCAGAAAUUGUAAUGUAAUCAUUAGUAAACUUCAAGAUAUUCAUAAAUGUGACUUUAUUAAUGUGAAGCAGUGCCCAGAUUGUGCAUUGUUGCUGAAUAUGGAGUAUUACGAAAGUCAUAUGAACAUGCACAAAGAAUUUGUCAGUUUUAAUUAUAGCAACAUGAAGGUGAUUCUGAUCGGCGAAGCGAAUAGUUUGGAAAUGAAGAUUGAAAUGGACUCAAAAUUUAAAUUUAAAGGCGCAGUGUAUGAUUAUAGACUGUUUGUGUGUAAUGCCUGUGAGAUUUGUAUUAAGAAUGAGGAUGUCAUGCCUAAACACAUUUGUCGUUUUGGAAAACAACGGUCAAAGUGUAUCGAAUGUGGCUUGUAUUUUUCUGCCGGAAGAUUGAAAACUCAUACCAAGUCUCAUGAACAGGAUCCUCAUUUUCUUCGAUCGAAUAUGUACAUAAUCCCAUUCGAUCCGUGCACGGUUGACAAGAAUAAAAAUGACACUAAAUUGUAUACAAAAGAUAAUGAUUCCGAUUUGUCCGCCAGCAAUACCGAUACCGACUCUGAUGCAGAAAUCUUGCGUGCUAAUGAAAAUUAUACAAGUGCGGUUGAUGAUACAAUUGCAGUAACAAUGACGUCGGACUCGGAACCUAUCGAGGAAGAAAUCGCGAAGCUUUACAAAUGUACUUGCCAAUUGCAUUUUUUAAAUGUAGAUAGUAUAUCUAGACAUUUUGGUGUAUGCAAAUCAAAUCCUAAAAUACCCAAACUAAAAUGCCAGAAAUGUGACUUACUAUUUACUCCAAAUGUAUUGUUUACUCAUAUUUUAACUCAUCACAAUAAUAAUGGACGUCGUUUUAAGUAUGAUAUAAUAGAAAUUGAUUGCAAUCAGACGAAUAUGAUUCAGUGAACAAUUAUUUCAAUCUUAGAUGUCAAAUAUGAGCACCUUCCCACUAGGGCUGACACUUAUGUUACUGGAAUUGCGCACUUACAGGAAUAUCAAUUAAAUUUAUGAAUCGUGAAAAUGUUCGUGCGAUGUUAUUAUUCGUAGAUUUGUAAUGCAGCAAUUCGCCAUUUAUUAGACUUUUAGAGGGAAGUCCCGUCAGAGGUCAAUCCAUAAGUAUCAAUGGUUUAAUGAGUUAAAUAAUCCAUUGAUUGAAACUAUUAUAAAUGAUUUAGCAAUAUUUAUCAAUACUAGUGUUGUAAGUCUCAAAAUAAACUAAAUUUCAUUUGUUGCUGUUAAAAGGAUUUUUAGUUAGCAAGGGGUCAAAAGUGGCUCCAAGUGGUUUAUUGUGUCUAGAUGUACAACCAACUAUAUACCUAUAUUCGUUUGUUUUCCGGAUACUUAAUAAUCGGCCAUCGUACUGAUUGUAAUAUAUCUGUACAUAUAGAAUUAAGGAUCUGUGUCUAACACUUGUGAAUCUUAUGAUUUAUAAGAGAACGCUUUUUCAACUUUCUUAAGUAAGAAAAUUAGAAAAUGGUUUCUUAUGUUUUGACAGCGUAGGUACUCUUUGAUAAUUUAAAGUGUAUUGUUUAAUGUUUAUUGUCUAAUAUAAUACUUAUGUACUUACCUAUAAGAAAUGUUAGUGUCCAAACCGAUUAUUCAGUAUAAAUAAAAAUUUGUUU